CCUACGACAACACAGUAAUCAGCAAUGGCGCGUGUUACGCGCGGGUGUAGUUUGACAGUCUCCUAACAUCGCCGACAAAAAUGGCAGACAAGGACAGUUCAUCAGGGGGUGGAUCCCAGGAGAAUCUGGCCAUCGACGCCAUAAACCUGGACAUCGAGGAGCUGGACGAUGCUGAGUACGCGAUACCUGCCUUGGAUCAUCUGCCAACCCUGGAGAGCAUUCUCACCGAGCAGGAUACCGGUGAAUUAUCGGGAACCGAACUGGACAUUGGUGCAGCAUCGGUGGAGGCAGUAGACGGCAGUGAAACAACCAGUGUCGGUAGCCUACUCUCCCUCAAUUCCCUGAAUAAACCAACAGCCCGAAAUCCCGAGAUACCCCUGUCCGGGGUAAUCAUGAAGCAUGCAAUAAUGCGGGGUAUUACGUCGCAAAUAAAAUCCGCUUCGGAGAAGGUGAAUGCUGGAUUGGCAAGUGCCGUUGCCGCUGGUGGAGAUCUCCUGAUAGUUGGGACAAGUCAUGGUCUCCUUUUGGCUUUUGAUUCGAAGCAAACGUUGAGGUGGUGCAAUCAGGAGGCACGCCACCAAGGGGCGGUCUCCUCCCUGGGAUUCAAUCAUGAUGGGACACGACUGCUCGCUGGCUACGCACGAGGUCAUAUCCUCAUGAUUGACAGCUCGAAUGGAAAGGUCUUGAGAACUUUAACGGAGGUUCAUCCACCUGGAACAGCUGUCCUCCAUGUCAAGUUCACAGACUCGCCGACGCUUGCCCUUUGCAGUGACAGCGGAGGCUCGGUCUUUGAACUCAGCUUUACCAGGGUCAUGGGGGUUAGGGGAUGCGACUCCAAGUGUCUCUUCAGUGGAUCACGAGGGGAGGUCUGCACGAUGGAGCCCCUUUUGCUUAAUAAUUUACCUCGGCAUCCGCUGAAGAACUAUACACUUGUCGCCCUGGCGACACUAUCCAAAGUCAUUGUCGUCUGCAUUCGACCGAGGAUGAGGGUUGUCCUGACCCAUCCUCUGUCGGGGCCGGCGGUGGCUCCGCCUCAAGUGUCCUGGCAGCUGGUGGUCAUCCAAGCACCAGAUGCCACGCGGGUCAUCGAUCCAGUUCUCGCUCUGGCCAGGGACACAACAGUUCAUUUUUAUCAGGUGUGUUCGGAGGCUGGCUCCAGAGUUAGACUGACACCUUUGAGGAGAAUGACUUUGCCAUAUACUAUCAGCAAUCUUCGGUGGCUAAACACCAGAUCACUUGCGGUUUUGGACACCCAAGAACGUCUCCAUCUGAUCGACGUUCGAACGCAGGAAGAUUUGGAGACGAUCGAUAUGAAUCCCGUGGGAAUUUCCUAUGCAUCGAGUCACUUUAAGGGUCUCUCCACGGGUGGUAAUGUCUCCAAGGCAAUGGCACUGGCUGGAGAACGGGCGUGCUACAAUAGCGUCAUAACUUAUGGGAACCAACUGCUGUUGUUGGGAACCAGAAGACUUCAUGUCGUGUUCAUUAGGACGUGGUCCGAACGGCUGCGAUAUCUGACGCUUCAGAAAAGAUACCCAGAAGCCCUUGCUCUAGGACUUGCAUUUCACCAAGAUAAGGGGAAGGCUGUAGUGGGUCUGAGUGGUCUAAAGAAAGUUCGGAAACGGUUGACCUUCAUUAAGACGAGUGAAGUACUGCUGCAGUACAUGCACGAGUUCAUCAGGCCACCAGGGGAGUACGGAAACGAGAGCGAGAUUAUUGCGACAUGUGUAGAUUACGCUGUUCAGCUUGAAAACACUCAUCUCUUGUUCGGUGCCCUGUGGGAUCUCGUGUCAGAGACACCAGGCUUGAAGGCAAGCUAUCUGAGGGCCCUCGAGGGUCCUCUGUUGGACGGCAGUUUAUCACCGAGACUACCCCCUUCGAUCGUCCAACAAUUCGUCGAGUUGUAUGAUAAGGAGGAUAGAUUGGAACCUCUCCAAUCUGUUAUUGUUCUUCUGGAUGUCGAUUGUUUGGACAUUCAUCAAGUGACAACCAUCUGCAGAAGCAAGUGCCUCUGGGAAGCACUGAUACACCUCCAGACCGCAGCUUUAGGGGAUUUCACCGCCCCAAUUCACCAGCUGGUACCCGUCCUCCAGAAUUUUAUGAUGAAUACUAAAGAAUUACUGCCGAGGGAGUGCAUUAGGCUUGGAAAUGCUCUUCUAGUGUACGCCAGCUGCUGCUUGGCUGGCCGGGGCUUUCCCAGGGGCGAUCUCCCUGAGGAUCAGCCUCAGAAAGCCAAGGUUGAAAUUCUCCGAGCCCUAUUAUCACAACAUUCCAGUCUCGCUGAAGACAACGAGCGUCAGUAUCCAUACCUGAGGACUCUGCUGCGAUUCGAUGCUCGAGGCUUUCUCGACGUCAUCUCCAUGGCCUUUCAAGAGUCUGAAUUUAAGACUGAAAUGGGAUUACGACAGAGACAGAGACUCGUGGAUAUUCUGUUAUCCAUCGUUAUGCCAACGACUCCAGUAUCUCCAGACAGUCCGGACUAUCUCACAAGCAAUCAGAGAGCAACUGUCCUGGUUUUCGUGGCAAAUGAAAUGACAGAGGGAACUGUCACUCUGGAGUCCGGCACUCUGAAUCGAUUAAUCGAGAUCCUCUGCGCCGAUCCUGGAGACAUUGUCACCCGAGAUCAGAAGCUGGAACGAGAGAAUGCACUUCUGGAUCUUCUGAGCACGAAAAAACUAAACGGAAUCACCGAUAACACUAUUUUAUAUUUAUCCCAAAGAGCAAAAUUUUUGAGAGUUGCUGAGGUGGUGUAUACCGCUAGGGACGACUGGAUUUCCGUAUGCAGAUGCAUUAUCGGGGACCACUACAGGCAGCACGAGGUUUGGCAGUGGCUGGAGAGACUACCAAAUGGGGCUCUUCAACCGGUUGUGCUGGCUCACGCCGCGAUUCUUAUCGAGUUAGACGCCGACAGAGUUGCUGGAUUUAUCAACAGGAUUCCUGCCAAAUUGUCCGCUGUCUUAGAUAAGCUGAAGAACGAUCCGAGACUAGAAUUCGCACUGUUGUCCUCGUUGUAUCACAGUAAUCAGUUCAGGGAGGAGGAGGAGAGCAAGGUGGAACUUACGACACAACAUCUCGAAAGGUUUCUCACUCUCAUGUGCCAAUACGAUCGUGAUGCUGUUGUUGAUCAUGUCAAGGGUAUGCACGGCUGCAGACUGGAUGAGGCUCUGAGGAUCGUGAGAGAGGCCGGGCACAAAGAAGGGAUUGCCGUCAUGCUGGAGAAGAUGGGCAACUAUCAAGAGGCUUUCGAGCUUCUUCAUGGCGGCUUGCAAGAACGACUGGGGCUGUAUCAUGAGGGAAUGAUGGGGGAAGAAGAUGUGGUCAAGAUGACGCAGCAGGUUGCAGGACUGUGCAGGCGGGCUGCAGGGAACCUUGACUGGAUGCCACUGGUGGAGAGUGUACUACAGCCCCAGUCCGGGGGAAGCCAGAAGGUCGAGAUGCUUAGGGGACGACUUCUCAAGGUUGUGCUGGAGGCCUUGAGUGGCACUACUGCGCUCUCCAUGAUUUUGGAGAAAAUUCUUAAGCAUCCCUUGGCCACCUCCGGGACCAUUGGAGAUAUCCGGCAACUUCUCACGGGAGUCUUGACGCAUUCCAGGUACGAACAGGUUCUCGUGGAGACAACGGCGAGGCUCGUCAGCUUGGAGCUGCACGAGGCACUCAAGAAGACGCUCAGAGAUUCUGGAAGAGCAUGUGCAAGCGCUUCAAUGAUCUGCCCAGUGUGCAGACAGGUGCUAACACAGUCGACAGACUACACAGUGUUCUUUGGCUGCGGCCAUGGCUAUCAUUCUCAGUGUCUAGGAGAGAGAAAGCUCUGUUAUAAGUGCCUGAACGAUAAGGGAUGGGCACCAGUUGCAACAAAUUACGAUAUGCCAAACCCGAGGGCUCCUGAGAGACCCCAAAUACUACCACCAGCCUUCAUGCGUCGACGUGAACUCACCCUCAGACUCGGCGCACCAACAGUACUGCCCGAUCUCGAGGGGAUUCUUUGAAAAUUAUUCUAAUUCAAUGUAAAUCUAGUCUCAAAUCAUUCAGAAACAUCCCAGGAUACUAAUCUGAUACUCAACACCUUCGAAUUUGUAUAUUGAUUGUUAUUUUGUCUCGUAAUUUUUCUCUAUAUCGGGACUAUGCGGUGUCAUUGUAUGAUAUUUAUAAAUCUAUUGAUAGAAUUUAUGAUUAAUAGGAGAGAGUUUAUCGUUCUAAUUGAUUUUAAAGAAGGAACCCAGAAUAAAAGAAGCCAAGAGAA
This is a messenger RNA of Diachasmimorpha longicaudata, 4237 nucleotides long. It is a transcript of the gene Vps8, whose product is annotated as vacuolar protein sorting-associated protein 8 homolog. Gene Ontology annotation, biological process: protein targeting to vacuole; endosomal vesicle fusion. Lineage: Eukaryota; Metazoa; Arthropoda; Insecta; Hymenoptera; Braconidae. Gene Ontology annotation, molecular function: protein binding. The record is from RefSeq and is a predicted model, not a curated record. Bases 81 to 3983 code for a protein of 1300 amino acids. The transcript has 3 exons. Gene Ontology annotation, cellular component: late endosome; HOPS complex.